CCAGCCGAUGCCCACAUGCUUGCACAAAGCCUUCAGUCCAAAAGCUUUCAACAAAGAGAGCACCUAACAGUGCAAAACAGGGAUGUCUCUCUGACUCUACGUCUCUGAUACAAAACAGACUGCUCUCUCUCAAAGGUUCAACAAUGGCUGAUGAUGAUAAUGCCCCCAUGCCAAUGGCUCCAAAGGUCGAACACACCAAGGGAAAGCCCAAGUCCAAGAUCUCAUCCUCCCGCAAGGUGUCACUGAAGAUCCUCCUAUUGUCACGUGCAUUAGAGGAGCUGGAGGCAGAGAAACAAGCCAGAGAGGAGGAGAAGGUUCGCUACCUGGGGGAGCAGCUCCCGCCCCUGCAGGUGUCUGGCCUGUCCUUGGAGGAGCUGCAGAAACUGUGUAAGCAGCUCCAUACCAGGGUUGACCAAGUGGAUGAGGAGCGCUAUGACUGUGAGGCCAAAGUCUACAAGAACGGCAAAGACAUCCACGAGUUGAAGCUGAAGGUGAUGGACAUGGGGGGUAAGUUUAAGAAGCCAGCUCUGAGGAAGGUCAGAGUAUCAGCAGAAGAGAUGAUGAGAGCACUGCUGGGCACCAAACACAAAGAACACAUGGACCUCCGAUCCAACCUCAAGUCUGUUAAGAAAGAGGACAUCAAACAGGAGAAGGAGGGCAACCUGGAAGUGGGAGACUGGAGGAAGAACGUGGAGGCCAUGUCUGGCAUGGAGGGCAGGAAGAAGAUGUUCGAUGCUGGUGGUGGCCAAUAAGGUGGUUCCUCACCACAUGGGGGUGGGGACACAGACUUCCAUGACACUGAGGGGUAAAAACAAUGUUGGAGAGAGAAGAGAGGAGAGAGAGUGGAGAUAGUGAGAGGGACUGGGAAAACCUGUGUCCAUGACUGAACUAAAGGUGCGCAACUCAGGUCCUAAACCAGGGCUUUAAGACACCACACUUCUGAGUCUCUGUGUCAAAGGUAUUACUGCUGUAGAGCUCAUGUUGCCUGCUGCAGGUUAUACCGUAGCUACAAAAGUGUCUAUCAAAUCACUACUGUAUUUAGUCUAACCAAUGUUCUCUCAAGUUGUAUCUUUAAAAAAAAAUCAAGUUAAGUAAGGAAUGUGAAUAUACAAAACUGCCCAAUGUUAUUUGUAAAAAGUCAGAAACUUGUAAAUAGUAAUUGUGUUGACUUAGCCUACACAUACGGACUUGUCUGUAGUAACAUAGCCAAAUAAAAUGACAUAAACACAAAAACAUAUUAAAAAUCACUGUAAUUCAAAAACCAAA
This is a messenger RNA of Oncorhynchus gorbuscha (pink salmon), 1266 nucleotides long. RefSeq names its product troponin I, skeletal, slow c (gene tnni1c). Bases 144 to 752 code for a protein of 202 amino acids. The record is from RefSeq and is a predicted model, not a curated record. Gene Ontology annotation, biological process: muscle contraction. The transcript is spliced from 10 exons. Lineage: Eukaryota; Metazoa; Chordata; Actinopteri; Salmoniformes; Salmonidae. Gene Ontology annotation, cellular component: troponin complex.